CUGACGCCAUCCCGAAGCCUCUUUGGCGGAAAGCUGCCAUUGUUCGUACACCAAGCCGAAGGGUAGUUGGCGAUGUAUUUUGGUUGCUGAGUGUGCAUUCGUGUACGAGAAAUAACAUUCCAUCGCGCAUUUGGUAUUUUGACUAAGUCUGUUGUUCUAGACGAUGGUGAAGAUGGAGCACGAGCAGGAUGGAAGACCAGAACCUGAACCAAUGAGGAAGUUGUUUAUAGGUGGUCUGAACUAUAAGACCACAGAUGAAUCAUUGAAGAAACACUUUGAACAAUGGGGAGACAUUGUUGAUGUUGUUGUUAUGAAAGAUCCAGUUACCAAAAGGUCUCGGGGAUUUGGAUUCAUCACCUAUUCAAGGGCAUCUAUGGUUGACCAAGCUCAAGCAGCUAGACCUCACAAGAUUGAUGGGAGAACUGUGGAAACAAAGCGAGCUAUCUCUCGCCAGGAUGUUGGAAGACCUGAAGCAAGUGCUACAGUUCAGAAAUUGUUCGUGGGUGGUUUGAAAGAUGACAUUGAAGAAGAUGAUCUCAAAGAGUACUUCAAGACAUUUGGCAAGAUUGUCUCUGUGGCAAUUGUUGUUGACAAAGAGACCCGCAAGAAGCGAGGCUUUGCUUUUGUAGAGUUUGAUGACUAUGACCCAGUUGACAAAAUAUGCAUGCAACGUACCCAUGAAGUCAAAGGGAAGAAAGUCGAUGUGAAGAAGGCUCUGAAGAAAGAUGCAGUAAGAGGUGGUGGAGCUGGUGGCAGGGAUGUGCGAGGUGGUGGCAGCUCGGGGCCGUGGGGCAGUCGAGGAGGAACCAGCGACUGGGGUGGACGUGGCGGAGGAUGGGGAGGUGACUAUGGUGGCAUUGAUCCUUGGGAGAAAGGUGGCUGGGGCGGUGGAGCUAGUGCUGGUGGUGGCAGCUGGGCUGGAGACACAGGUUUUGGUGGCAGUUACCAACAGAGCUACGGUGGUGGCCCAGUCAGAGGUGGCAGCAACUAUGGAGCUGGUGGAGGCUAUGGUGGCGGCAGCCGUGCAACACCGUACUCCGGAGGAGGUGGAGGCUAUGGAGGUGGUGGCUAUGGUGGUCGACGUUACUAAUAAACCUGAGCCAGAGGCUCGAACCACCGCUCACCUUAGGAUAGCUGACAGACAGGGUCAUUGCCGGAGUCUAGGGUUCUGCAAGUAUCAUCUCUCAGAAGGUUGCCCUAGUGUUUGGCCGAACGAGAAAAUGAACUGCGGUGGUUUUUUCCUUAUUGUAUUCAUAACAGUGGGAGUAGGGAAGGACGUCCCACAGAGUUCAUUUUUUUUAUCUGCAUUUUAUAUUUGUCAGCCAGUUUCACUUGCUUUGUGUGUGUAUGUCACUAUCAAUUUGUGUUUUAGUGGAAACUGUAUACAAAUGUUUGUUCUUAAAUAUGUAGACUUCAAGAAUCUUUGCCAUUUGUUAGAAUAAAGGGACUACAAAUUUUAAAUAAAUAUGAAUCACUUUUA
Schistocerca americana (American grasshopper) is the source of this 1480-nucleotide messenger RNA. RefSeq names its product heterogeneous nuclear ribonucleoprotein A1, A2/B1 homolog. The record is from RefSeq and is a predicted model, not a curated record. The transcript has 8 exons. Gene Ontology annotation, molecular function: RNA binding. The coding region runs from base 164 to 1090 and encodes 308 amino acids. NCBI's taxonomy places the organism in Eukaryota, Metazoa, Arthropoda, Insecta, Orthoptera, Acrididae.